AUGCACAACAGUGCAGCACAAGGUGUUCUGAACCUUAGGUUCUGCAUGCAAAAACACUGUGGGACAGUGACCCUGCCAAUCAUACCAUUCUACCUACCCCAGCUUGAUCUCCAAAGUCUCCAAAACAGAGUGUACCACUGGCAGCACAUGGGAAACUGUGAGGAUCCAGGAAUCUCCAAGGAUGGAUUAAGAACUCCGGUAGUGACCAUGCUAGUUGGAGAGGACAGCUGGGUGACACAUGUAGACAACAAUAUCAGGGAUGAGUUUGAUGUGACCAGGUGCAUGUUCUCUGCUGGCAACAUCACAGAGAAGCUCAGGGUUGCCUCAUUCAACUGCAGUGGGGAGACUGUGGUGGAUUUAUAUGCAGGUAUUGGCUACUUAACUAUCCCAUUCUUGGUGCAUGCGGGGGCCAGCCAUGUUCAUGCUUGUGAGUGGAACCCAGAUGCCGUGGAAGCCCUGCAAAGAAACUUGGAGUUAAAUGGAGUGUGGCAUCACUGCACCGAACACAAAGACAACCGGCAACUCCCAUUGUGUAACCUGGCUGACCGGGUGAAUUUGGCCAGCUCUGCGGGUGGUUGGCCUGUUGCCUGUCGACUACUGAGGAAAAGGACCGGUGGCAUGUUGCAAAUUCACCAGAAUGUUACCGCACCACUUCAUAUUACAGACUGUGACACUUCCUCUGUUCCUGUCAUGGAGAGAGUGGACAUUUCUGGAGGAGACCAAGAAGAGGUGUCUCCUAAGGGGAGUGACAGAGAAGUUUGGGGUGCCUGGACAAAGGACACAGCCAUCCACAUUGCCUCUCUACUGCAGGACAUCACUUGGACUGGCGUCCAGCACAUUGAGCAUGUCAAGUCAUACGCACCUCACAUUCACCAUGUAGUACUAUUCUUAGAAUGCAGGCCACUCUGAGGAGACAAAAGACAGGACUGUAGCAUGACUCUUAUUUGUGUAGUCAUACCAGUGGCGGACUGGGACCAAAAAUCGCCCCUUUCUAACACACCGGCCCAUUUUUUUCACCUUGAGGCCCCCAUUUUUAGCAAGAUAAUGAGAAUUUUGCACUAAAAACCCAAAUUAGACAGGCCCACUAGGCUAAAAAUGGACCAGUCCAUCUGGCGUACUCUGCCAUUUGCGGCUAUUAAUAAAUUGUUGCACACUCAUUUAAAUUAAUCAGAAUGGAGUUUUUUUUAAAGAAAAACAUGGUUUAUAGGUUUAUACAAUGUGAAAAUUAAACUGUUGUUUACCGGUUGUUGUACAACUGAUUUUACAAAUGUUUAUACAUGCAAUGACUCUGGCUGCUUUGUGUGAUGUACACUGCUCAAAAAAAUAAAGGGAACACUUAAACAACACAAUGUAACUCCAAGUCAA
Oncorhynchus tshawytscha (Chinook salmon) is the source of this 1365-nucleotide messenger RNA. RefSeq names its product tRNA methyltransferase 12 homolog (gene tyw2). Gene Ontology annotation, molecular function: tRNA methyltransferase activity. NCBI's taxonomy places the organism in Eukaryota, Metazoa, Chordata, Actinopteri, Salmoniformes, Salmonidae. The record is from RefSeq and is a predicted model, not a curated record. Gene Ontology annotation, cellular component: cytoplasm. Gene Ontology annotation, biological process: tRNA methylation.